Messenger RNA from Necator americanus (New World hookworm), 1065 nucleotides. RefSeq lists its product as uncharacterized. The coding region runs from base 1 to 1065 and encodes 354 amino acids. Gene Ontology annotation, cellular component: extracellular region. The transcript has 9 exons. The record is from RefSeq and is a predicted model, not a curated record. Gene Ontology annotation, molecular function: cytokine activity; growth factor activity. NCBI's taxonomy places the organism in Eukaryota, Metazoa, Nematoda, Chromadorea, Rhabditida, Ancylostomatidae.
AUGAACCGCGCCCUGCUCGUCGUCUGUGUCUCUGUCGUUCUCACAAUUUCUACGCCGCCGGUGUCUUCGUCUCUGGCACUUAAUCCUCACGAGCUUGGCAUGUUACAGAAAGGUUUCCUCCGUCGAUUUGGUUUCCCUCGCGUUCCCGAUUUGUCUGGACCUACGCUUCCUAUCCCGGAUCACGUGUGGGAUAUCUAUGAGGAAGCGAGUGAGGAUGGGGAUAUGGAUUGGAUACGGCAUUACUAUCCAAAGGAACUUUUCGAGCUGAAUUCUGGUCUCCUCGUAUCCUACAAUCUAUCUGCUUCUGUCCGAAAUGCAGCCAAAGAGGAAGUGACACGAGCAAAUCUAAAAAUAAAACUACAUCAAGUAAAAAAAUCCAGUCGUAUCAGCGUCUACGAAUUCGAACAACAUCAUCCUGAGAUACAAAGACUGCUUGACUCAAAAAUCAUUGACGUCUCCGACACUCAACGACCAACACAAUGGGUCGAUCUUGACGUUACACCGGCACUUCGUGCGUCCCGCAACGAUCAUGAUACGGUGAUGUUACUAAUCGAUCAUCCUGAUGUUGCAAUCUAUUCGUCUGAACCACAUUCCAUGUCCACAGUUCCACUUUCGCGACAUCAAAGCCUUCCAUUAGUUGUUUACAGUGUAAUAAAAGAACCGUCACGUGUUCGACGAAAACGAUCCGCGCCAACUCGCCGUGAUCGAAAGAAACAACGAAAACAACAUCAUCGUCAUAACGCUACCGAUAGCGGAAUAUGCCAGAAAAAGGCGUUAUACGUGGAUUUCGAAGAAAUCGGAUGGCAAGAAUGGAUUUUGGCACCAAAAAGCUAUGAAGCUGGACAAUGCGUCGGCAUAUGUCCACAUCCGUUGCCGGCUCAUCUAAACGCGACCAAUCAUGCCAUCGUGCAAUCGCUGACUAACUCACUAAAUCCACAGGUGCCACCACCUUGUUGUGUACCUACAGAAACUACACAUCUUUCCAUACUAUUUUUGGACGUUGAUAAUAAAAUUAUCAUCAAAAACUAUCCUGAUAUGCGGGUCGAAGCUUGCGGGUGUCGCUAA